Messenger RNA from Exserohilum turcica Et28A, 693 nucleotides. RefSeq lists its product as uncharacterized. Gene Ontology annotation, molecular function: protein-folding chaperone binding; adenyl-nucleotide exchange factor activity; protein homodimerization activity. The transcript has 2 exons. Gene Ontology annotation, cellular component: PAM complex, Tim23 associated import motor. NCBI's taxonomy places the organism in Eukaryota, Fungi, Ascomycota, Dothideomycetes, Pleosporales, Pleosporaceae. The coding region runs from base 1 to 693 and encodes 230 amino acids. Gene Ontology annotation, biological process: protein import into mitochondrial matrix; protein folding. The record is from RefSeq and is a predicted model, not a curated record.
AUGCUGCAAAGAACCAUUCUCCGCGCAUCAAGACAACAGGCUGCCCGCCAAAUACGGGCCUUUACGCCACUACGUCAGCAAUCUCCCAUCAUCACACGAGCAGCAGCCACGCCUGCCAUUAGAUGGUACUCAGAUGCUGCGCCGGCAAAGGAGGGCGAGGCAGCCGAGAAGAAGGAGGAUGCGCCCGCAGAAAAGAACGAAGUGGCGCAAUUGAAGGAGCAGCUGGAGAAGAAGGACAAGGAGAUUGUCGACCUGAAGGACAAAUACCUACGCUCCGUCGCCGACUUCCGUAACCUCCAAGAGCGCACAAAGCGCGAAAUACAAGGUGCAAAGGACUUUGCCAUUCAGCGCUUUGCCCGCGACCUCGUAGAGUCGGUCGACAACCUCGACCGCGCCCUCGGCACCGUUCCCCAGGAGAAGCUCAAGUCGGACAACACCGACCUGAUUGCCCUUCAUGACGGCAUCAAGAUGACCGACAACAUCCUCAUAAACACGCUCAAGAAGCACGGCCUGGAGCGAUUCGACCCCUCGGAGGCGGCAGAGAAGUUCGACCCCAACAUCCACGAGGCGGUUUUCCAGGCCCCGCAGCCAGACAAGGAGGACGGCACUUGCUUCCAUACACAGCAGAAAGGCUUCAAGCUCAACGGCAGGGUACUGCGACCAGCCAAGGUUGGCGUUGUAAAGAACGCAUAA